Messenger RNA from Diaporthe citri, 852 nucleotides. RefSeq lists its product as uncharacterized. The record is from RefSeq and is a predicted model, not a curated record. NCBI's taxonomy places the organism in Eukaryota, Fungi, Ascomycota, Sordariomycetes, Diaporthales, Diaporthaceae. The transcript has a single exon. Bases 1 to 852 code for a protein of 283 amino acids.
AUGCCGUCAUUCCCACAGCUCGCUAGCCUCCCUCUUGAGCUGCAGCGAGAAGUAUGGCAGGCAAGCCUGGACGAGUCUCCAGGGCCCAGCGUACACAUCUUCAGAUCCGAGGACUCUGCAAGUGGUGACCCCGCAUCUGUCACGUUUGACAUUAGAUACAACACCCUCAUGCAUGUCUGCCACGAGUCUCGCGCCAUGGCUCGCAAACAGCUCAAAUUCCGCCACUACGACAGGGGCGCCUGCUUGGGCCCGUAUAGGACAUUCGACCUGGAAUUGGACGCCAUUUAUGUCUCGGCCCGGGACUGGGAGGCCUUCUUCUGCCGCGAGUUCCUUGCGAGCUGGACCGAAUCGCCGGGGAAUCUGCGCCAUCUCGGCCUGGACGCCCGCGUGCUGGGUUCACCCGCUGAAGUGAGGACAUUUGUCGAAUGCCUCGGCGUCCUUACUGGGUUACGCACUGUAUCAAUAGUGUUCUCCGAAGAGGGUUGGGUCCCAAGGGACCACGUCCCCACGGGUGCUCUGCAGUACCAACUUGUGGACUACCUUGAGGGGGAUGCAGUCUGGCAUGCCCCUCCUGGCCGCGUGAAGAGGCAGGACAUGGAUCCGUGGGAUGUCGUGAAGCUGUUUUGCGAGGAUGUUAAGGUUUCUUUCCACCAACAAAUGGCUGCCACGCUGAUACCUGGCUGGGAGAACGCGCCGUACGACAAGUCCACUAAGGACUUCCUCUUUGACAUCAUCCCACAGAGAAUUGUGCCCAAACUCGAAGGUGAAAGGCAUGGAUUUGAUGAGGAAGGCAGCUUGGUGUCAUCGAUUAUCGGAGGCCUGCGACGGCUGAUGCCAUAUCGCUCAAGAUGA